This is a messenger RNA of Linum trigynum, 2571 nucleotides long. The record is from the annotation of a GenBank genome assembly. Lineage: Eukaryota; Viridiplantae; Streptophyta; Magnoliopsida; Malpighiales; Linaceae.
CGAAAAAAAAAACAAAGAAAACAACCCCUCCUCUCCUCCUCCUACAUUUCUCAUCUCUCAUAGUCAUCUCCUUCAAUCCCACCACACCUCAAUAAUACACUCACUCUCUGUAAUUAUGAACCUACAACAGUAAAGUGGAAACCUUCUGCUCUUUCCCUUCCUCCGCUGCCAAGUUCUGCUCUUCGGUCUCCACUGACACACAGAGAAAAGAGCAGGUAGUAGUAGGUCUCUGUACACCAGAGGUGUUCUGGGGAAAGAAAAUAAUAAUUUAUUAUUGUAUUUUUUUUCCUUUAUAAAAACAACAACCAACCCUCUGUACUUUGAGGAAGAAAAGAGGGGAGUAUUGAUUGAUGAUCUUCUCCCCCCCUCUCCAUUACCAUCUCCUCAAUACAUGAAGACUCGCCCAUCAAACUCUUCUCACAAUGGAUGCUGCUACCCACAAACCCCGCUUAGCUUCCCUGAUUGCAUCCACCGACGAUGAACCACCACCACUACAAGACACGGGAGAUAGUAGCCGUCGCGGCCGCGGCGGCGGCGGCGGCGACCCUUCUUCCGGCGAGGAGGAAGAGGAAGAAGAAACAGAACAGGAGAAAAGUUGCAGCAGCGACUCUGGGGAUGAGAUAGUGAAGGCUAGUAGGAGGAGAGGAGAUUCGUCGUCGUGCUCGGAGGAUGUGGAUCUGGAGCUUGGACUUGGCCAGAAUGCGGAGAUUGAUGAUGAUGAGGAAGAAGGGAAGCAGCUGCAUUUGGGUAAUAAUGUGGAGGAGAGGGAUUGCAGGAUUUGUCAUCUGAGCUUGGAUACAGGGAAUGAGGACUCUGGCUUCCCCAUUGAUCUGGGUUGCUCUUGUAAAGACGAUUUGGCCGCUGCCCACAAGCAUUGCGCUGAGGCUUGGUUCAAGAUCAAGGGUAACAAAACCUGCGAGAUAUGUGGAUCGGUGGCGCGGAACGUGGCCGGAGCGACGGAAGCGGAGACGGUGGUGGAGCAAUGGCAUGAGGGCAGUGAUGAAGUGGCGGUGGCAUCGUCAGUAGCAGCAGCUGGGCAGCCGGCGGCGGAGGGCAGCAACGCAGGUCGACAUUUCUGGCAGGGGCAUCGGUUCCUCAACUUCCUGCUGGCUUGUAUGGUAUUUGCAUUUGUGAUUUCUUGGCUCUUCCACUUCAAUGUCCCUUCGUAAUUUGGAAAAUGUAACAAAUGUAAACCUAUAAAAUCAUCCCCACCUCAAGGAAAGGAAAAGGGUUGGCCUGACCUUAAUGGUUCAAGGUUAUGAUAAGUUGUGUAAGGAUCUAUGUAUUGAUCCACAGUUCUAUGGGUUUCAUUAAUCUUGGUGUGCUUGGGAAGUGCCUAAGUGGGUAAUGUUUCUUAAUUAUUAGACAUCAGUUAGUAUCCUCCAAUUUCUUCUUUUUGUAGAAAAUGGAAAAGCAUCUCAGCCUUUGCAUUAAUAACUCUUGGUGGUUUGACCUUGAUUUGAUCAAAUUACUAGCUCGUACAGAAAUAGCGGAUACAAGAACUCCGAGCAAAUGUCUGUACACAUGUUCCAUCCGAACAAGCCAAGGUCUAGUCAAUAAACGUGAUCGACCUCUUAACACGAACUCAAAGUGUGGAUGGUUUAUUUUAGCCGAUCGGAUGAGGUGAAUAGUUGUUUGAGAGUCGGUUUGCAUAAUAAUCGUCCUAAAUUCCAACUCCCGGCCAAUUCUAAGACAAUGUCCAAUUCCAGCCAGCUCUGCAUAGGUGAUGGAACCCCCUCCCUACUUCCCCUCUCGAUUGAAUGAAUAAGCUCUCGAACCGGUGAUUAUUCCAGUUCUAUCCUCGAAUUUCUAACUAUGCUUUGUUUGGAGAUAUUUUGUGGUUGGGAUGGAUGGGGAUACUUUGUGUUUGUGGCAACGGUAGGAUCAUAAUUUACAACCCGUUGGAUCUGGGCUUGGAGUAACUUGUUAUGUUUCCCCGCGCUGAGGGUAGGGGGUAACCGGGUCCCGCGAGCGGGUUCGAUUGAGGUCGUGGGUGGGCCCAGAUCCGAUUUGAUCGGAUUUUGCUUGUGUCUGGAUUGGGCCCGUCGUAUUUGGGUCAUCGCCUCUUGCCGGAGUCUGUGGGGUUGUCCCCCGUGUUAAAAGAUAAUGAUAAUACGAUCCGUAAGGUCCGGCCCACAACUUGUCUAGCAGGACUGGUACGCUGGUAGGGCUUUGUCCUCAUCUUUUCCUCUUCAUCCUUCUCAGUUUUUCACGGCAAGAACUAGUAAAGUUAAGCUAACCGCCCAUGUGUGUGUGCAGUAAGGCGCAGGAAGGGACUUUUUUUUUUUUGUUUGUUUACUUGAACAGUUGAACUAGAGUAAGUAAUUGUAUAUGUCUUGGUCUUGCCUCUUCUGUACGUAGUUACUUGUAAGCUAAAAUGUAGCUUCAUCUUAAGGGUCAAGUAGAUGGUCUCAUCUCAAAUAUCAAUUGAGAUUGUACGGUUGAAACAUUGGUAAUGUACGAACCGAUCGGAAUUUAAGACAACAUAUUGAAAUUCUUUGUGACAACAUUUUGUCAUUAACAUUGCCAUAUACCACUUAUUUUAUGAAGGAACAAAUUGAACUACAUUAA